UGACAACCCUGUGCCUCUGAUAACGCCGAAAAAGCGGCAUAAAAGAGAAUUGAGAAAUGCAGGCGCGUCGCUUCGAUUGACACACAAACGCAUUAGAAAACGUGCAACGUGUUAGUGUUUGGUUUCUUUUUUACAGAUAGCGGUGGUCGGAGAUCGCUUAUCUCCCAUAACAUAUAAAGUACGCUAAAAUGGCGAUGACUGUUGCAGGUUCAAAGUACCCGGUUCCCAAAGCACUGACGACUGUUGCUUCAGAAAGCAACGUUGACCCUGACGAGGAGGAGGAAGAUGAGGAUUCUGCUGAAACAGGGUCCACAACAUCGUUCAGUCUGCAGGAGUGCAUAAACGAGUUUCGUGCCCGUCGUAUUAGACGUGUUUCAACUCAAAGCCGCGACCAGGCCAUGCCCGCGCCUAGCGAGAAAUGUGAGCACGCUCCUGUAAGCACAUCUGCUGAUGCGGAUUUAAUUCAACAAAAUCGUUGUAACAAGGCACAGGAGCGUAAGAGUAAGCCCUGUAAGAAUGGGUUUUGCUAUUGCUUCAACAGCGACAGCGGCGACUGUGCAUCUAUAGCGCCGACACGUGAGUCACACGUGCGUCAACAGCGACGUAGCAGGCGCUCUGAAAGCAGUAAGACUAUGAACGCACAGCCACCUGAGCCACAGCAACCAAACAACUUAGACAGGCAACAAAAACAUCGUCGUCAGUCAGUCCCGCCGAAUGUAAAGUUGAGCACCAGUAGGAAAAGUCCUUUGACGGCUGUCAGCAGUUUAUGUGCAGUUGAAGAAGAUGCUCCCCUUAUACACAUAAUACAGGAGUUGCGGGACAAUUGUGUCAUCUCUGAAGUGCGUGUGAACAAGCAGAAGCUGCAGUCCACUGCAUCCCCCACCAAGCAGUUGUCCAAGAACAUAAUGCCGUUGGAGAACACUGCAUACAAGCCCACAGCGCCGGCAUUAUCGAUCAUCAGCGAGCAGGAGACAGAGCCGGAAAAGGAGGAUACUCAAGCAGAACACACGGAUCGGACGGAGAACACUGGUAGCAUUAAAUCUACUUCGUCAGCUCGACAUAGCAGUGUCAAACGUACGCGUCGAAGCAGCGCCGCCGGACGAUUGUUGCAGAAGCGACUCUCCCAUGGUCAAGUCAAUUUUAAGCCGCGUGAUGUGGCGCAUCCGCCCCCAAAACCACCACGACGCAGUGCGCAGAGUCUCGAUGGUAAAUUCUCGUUAUCAUCGUUGAGCUCAACAACGCCAUCUGUUCGCGAGGCUGAACGUGUAGUGGAUGAGUUCCUAAGCAAGCAUGGGGUCCAUGUUCCCUCGGCUAGCAAAGACGUAGAGAAUUACAAAAGCAACAAAAGUAGAAGUAGCACUCGCAAAUCCUAUCCACUGUCCGAAUUAGAACGGAAAUCGCAUCGGAGGUUACUGCCGACCUGCCCAUCGUUGAGCGAUAUUGAGCGUACUGUGGAAUCUAAACGGGGCGUGCACUAUGCUAAAAACAUUCACUCGGCGAGCCAAUUACAUAGAAAAAAUGCUGUCGCCGAUAAACCUAUGAAGGAGAUUAUGCUGGGCUGGACCGAGCCAAAAAUAAAUGAUAUGUUAAAUUACGAUGAAAAUGCGAACAACAAUGACAAGCAGCAAAAAUUCAAAACCAGUGCACCAGAACCGGCGCCACAAAGUGCAGUUGGGUGGCAAGUACCGCACAAAAUUUCUCUCGACACCGUUGAUGGUCCGAUGAGUGAGAAUCUCGCUGUCAAUAUGGAGCAGAAACACACCCCAAUUAAAUAUCCACGAGCCAAUAAAGCAACAAAUCAAAAAUUUGUUUGGGGCGAGCAGUGGCGUACUCUAUCGCCUUGGAAUGGAAAGAAGCGCGGUCAGAAGUCCAUCAGUCUGCGAAAAAAGUCCAAGAGCUUUAUCAAUAAUUCAAAAAAUAGAAUUCUACGGUUUGUCUCGCCAAAAAAAACGAAUCAGCAGCCGGUCAAAGUUAAUACUAGACUUUGUACCGUGGGCGUGCAAACAUCACACUUAGACCUGCAUACUCUUUCGUCACAAUCUCCGCCAGGAAGCUACCACUCGCCAGUGCAAUCAUGUGUCCAGCACACGUUAACUACAAACUCUUCAGCAACUACUGUCGCCACGACGCCGCAUCUUGAAAAACUCGGGAAUUCUCAUCAACCAUAUUUCGAUUUCGAGCGCACGGUUAAGCCACCAACCCCUCCCAAAAAGGUGCAGCGUGCCCAACGUGGCCGCAAGCUUGAGUUUAAUGCUGAUUGCAGUGUUCCACCCACCACCUAUCGCUCCUACCACAAGGAUCUCGAUCAGGACGUGAGCAUCAAUAAAAUGGGCUAUGUACUGAGUAGUAUCCGUGCCAAAUUGGAGGCUAGCGAUGAACGUGCCUUUAGAACGUUUAGGGAAUGCUCCCGUUUUUCGCCCUUGGAGUGCACUCAGGGAAAUGAUGAAGGUUUUGAUUGUCCUGAUAGUCAUCGAACAGCGGCAUUGUCGUCACGGAAGAUUCACGAGCAAGAGCAUGAACCCAUUUACUCGGAAAUCGAAGAAGACUGCUUGCACAUACGCGGUAGUCCACAUUAUGAGAGCAGAACGGCGGCACGAUUUGAUGUGAUCCCAACGCCCACGAACACAGUAUCGACAGUCAUGGUGUCUCGUCUGCCAAAUCCAACUGCCUCGGCACAGACAGUUCAAGAUCUUGGAGCGCUCUAUGCUAAGGUUCAAAAACCUUUAAAGACACAUACACAAACUACAACCAUGGCCACACCCACGCCAUUGGGCCAAUUUCUGCAUGAAUCACUAAAGAAUGGCAGCUUCUUUCAAUUUACCCCGCUACCAGCUGAGCCAGAAACCGCAUCCUCGUAUAGUGCGUCCAUAUUGCCUACAACGCCAUCACCAUUGACGCCACAGACUCACGGGUUUUCACCACGAUAUCGACAGCCCUCCAAGCAUCAGUCUCUUAAUAACAUACACGAACAACACUCGCCGCCAAAGCAAAAUCGGAACAUUUCAAAGUCCGAGUUAUCAUUGCAACGUUCUGAAAUCUUUUUGGAGAACUUGUGCCGCAGUGAGCUCGUUUUGGAUCAGGACAACAAUGCACGUUUAGAAAAGGUGGAAAAUACCCCAAUGAGAGCAAAAUCCACGGCUGAGGAUAGCGUUUCCUAUGACUUGCCGCACGAAUUCUCAGAUGAACUCUAUCAUGAUUUUAUUGGCAAUGAUAGCUGUUAUACCGCCCCUAGACAGAGUCAGUACAGCUCAACACACAUAGAGCCACUGGCUUCGGAGAAUCAGAGCACGCCGAAAAAACACAGUCCGCGCUUUACAACUAAGUCCAUUUUUCAGCCAACGCGUGCACUAAGUCUUGAAAUUGCCGAUCAUCUUGCUGGGUCUCAUUCGGUCAAUGUAAGCAUCAGUUGUCCGACAACACCGCAACAAGCCAAGCCUGUUUACGUAUCUGAAGCCAUGCCCGUGACUCGCAGUCUGGGCGAGUUGACGCCAGCAGCUGUCCACUCAGAGAGUCAAGUGUUGUCGAUAAGCGCUAUGGCCCGGUAUCGUCUGCUCAAGAACGCUUUACGGCGCUCCUAUCGUAAAGGCAAAGACUUCUUUCGAGCUGAGAAGCAGCGACUGGCGCAAAGUUUCAACUUGCCACGGGAUCAAUGCAAUCAGACUGAAGGCGGGGAGCUGGACAACAGUACUUCUAGUCAGUAUGCCAGCUUUAAUUUGGAUACCCUGAUGAAUGAUUCCCUGUCGACAAAUGAGCAACUGGCACAGGCUGUGAACAUAUGCCGUCAAAUGCCCGAGUUGGAAAUUUCACCCGAAAUGGUCGAGGCGGAACGGUUGCUUUUAUUUUCUACGUUGCGGCAGAACGUUCAGCCUCUCCGGGAGGACGUGAUGGCCUCGCAAAGACAACCACAGUGCUUUCUCAUUGAUGCCAUGGUCUUGCCCGUGAAAGCAGAUGGCAGUCAGGAUAUGUUCUUCAAUUACUACUAUAUCUGCACGUUCGAGUGCGAGGGCCGCAUCACUUCUACUCAAUCAGUUGAAUGCCAAAAUGGUGAGGCUGUAUUUCGUGACUGUGGCAUAGAAUUCUACAGUAGAUUAGAGGCCGAAGCGCUGGAGCUGCGAUGCCAAAUUUUUAUGCUGCGCUUGCGUAAAGUUUCCACAUUAUCGUUGGAGCCCCAAAAGUCAGUGACGAAACGCGGUAGCCUGGGCUCGGCCGGCAGCUCCAACAGCAGCACUUCUGGCUGCGAUCAAAUUGUCUCGCGCUUUCGUCUACACGCCUCUUUCACCCUGCGCGCCUCUGACAUGAUACCCUAUCAGGUGGUGACGAGCGAAACCCAGCAAAGCUCCCAAAUAUGCUUACGCACCUCACAUUCCUGGCGGCUGCCGAUCAUUGUGCACACGAAGUCCACGAAUUUGGCACCUCAAAUAACGCUCACAGGCCGCGCGGAGCUGCGAUUGCCAAAGCUACAGUAUGCAGGAUAUUUAAAUGUGCAGGACACCAAGAAUAAGCACAACUGGAACCGACGUUGGUGCACGUUGCUGGGUCUGCAGAUGGACGUGUGGCAAUAUGAGGAAAAUCUAACCGAACAGCCUCCACUGCUAGCCCUAGGAUUGCAGAACUGUCCGUUUGAAGAGCUAAAAGUGGCCCCACGUGAGUUGUGUGCGCGGGCACGUAGCUUUAUGAUACAGUGCGAUGAAUCAGAUAUAUAUUAUUUUGCUACUGAUACCCAAUCGGAACUUAAUGAAUGGUUACUGCAUCUGAAUGAGGCCCUGGAAAUUGUGAAACGUUGGCUACGUGCCUGAGGUUGGUGUCUAGUGUUUUGCGUUCAAAAUUUUAAUUCAUAAUUAUGUUAUAGUAGUUUUGUUUUCUGUACACAUAGAUAUAUUUAUGUAGUAAUUAUGUUUGGGUACAAUUAUUAAAUGUAUAUUUCUUUAA
Molecule: messenger RNA, 4929 nt
Organism: Scaptodrosophila lebanonensis
Lineage: Eukaryota; Metazoa; Arthropoda; Insecta; Diptera; Drosophilidae
Exons: 8
Coding region: 189-4796 (1535 amino acids)
Biological process (GO): actomyosin contractile ring assembly; septin ring organization; mitotic cytokinesis
Cellular component (GO): actomyosin contractile ring
Source: RefSeq, a predicted model, not a curated record